Molecule: messenger RNA, 2702 nt
Organism: Cuculus canorus (common cuckoo)
Lineage: Eukaryota; Metazoa; Chordata; Aves; Cuculiformes; Cuculidae
Gene: SLC25A16
Product: solute carrier family 25 member 16
Exons: 9
Coding region: 86-1318 (410 amino acids)
Biological process (GO): transmembrane transport
Cellular component (GO): mitochondrial inner membrane
Source: RefSeq, a predicted model, not a curated record
CCGCACGGACCACGCCCCAUUCGCAGUGACCGGGGCCGCGCUGGCCCCGCCCCUCGCCGCGCGCCGCGCGCUGCCCACCGCGCCCAUGGCGUCCCCGGCGGCCGUGCGGCGCCGAGACUGGUACUGGCUGCGCUCCUUCAUCGCCGGAGGUGUUGCAGGAUGUUGUGCCAAAACAACUAUUGCACCCCUGGAUCGGGUAAAGAUCUUGCUGCAGGCUCAUAACCACCAUUACAAACACCUAGGAGUGUUUUCUACAUUGUGUGCUGUCCCCAAAAAGGAAGGUUACCUCGGGCUGUAUAAAGGAAAUGGGGCGAUGAUGAUUAGAAUCUUUCCAUAUGGCGCAAUUCAGUUUAUGGCAUUUGACCGGUAUAAAAAGAUAAUAAAGAAGCAACUUGGGAUUUCGGGGCAUGUGCAUCGAUUAAUGGCUGGAUCCUUGGCAGGUAUUACAGCAGUGAUUUGUACUUACCCUCUUGAUAUGGUUAGAGUUCGCCUGGCGUUCCAAGUAAAAGGGGAACACAAGUACAUGGGGAUUAUCCAUGCAUUCAAGAUGAUUUACACAAAGGAAGGUGGCUUAAGAGGGUUCUACAGAGGGCUGAUCCCAACUGUUGUAGGAAUGGCACCAUACGCGGGUUUUUCAUUUUUUACCUUUGGUACCUUAAAGAGCAUUGGACUUGCUCAAGCACCUAACUUGCUUGGACGGCCUUCAUUAGAUAACCCUGAUGUCUUAGUUUUGAAAACACAUGUAAAUCUGCUGUGUGGUGGCAUAGCUGGAGCAAUAGCUCAGACCAUAUCGUGUCUUCUCCCUCCAGCGUUUUGCAGACUGUUUUAUACUCUCAUCUGGUCUUCAUGUAUCUUUCUUACUUGGGCCAAAUGGAAUAUAUUAAGAGGUCCAAUUUGCUGGGUUUGGUUGUAUAAGGGAAGUCUCCUUUUUAGGAAAACUUUCAGCUGUGUUGAGAAUCUGAGCUGGAUUCCUGACUCACUGAAAAGGGAGCUUGGAGAUUGCAUAUGGACUGCUUUGUGUUCUUUAUUAAACAAUAUUCAUGUAGUGAUCACACGUGCGGUUGAACUCCUGUUCAAAUAUCUCCUCUGUAGAUACCCCCUUGAUGUAACACGUAGGCGAAUGCAGUUAGGAGCCGUUCUCCCAGACUCUGAAAAGUGCCUUACAAUGGUGCAGACACUGAAAUACGUGUAUCAACAGCAUGGAGUACGAAGAGGAUUAUAUCGUGGUUUAUCUCUGAAUUACAUUCGUUGUAUUCCUUCUCAAGCCGUGGCUUUUACCACAUAUGAACUUAUGAAACAACUCUUGCACCUCAACUGAAGUUGUUUUUUUUGGAACACUUUCCUGUAAAGUACACUAUCAGUCCUUAAAUUACAUCAUUGAGUAAAUUACUUGAAGUUUAAACAAAGUUAUCUGUUACUGUGGAGCUGCUGUUGUCUGACAUUUUCAUUUGCCAAAAUGAGGUUAAUUUCUUGGAGUCAAACCAGGAGACAGAUCAAAAUAAACAGCUAUAAACAUUUUUUUUUUUUGCACUUGAUCUUCUAGGCUUCGUUAGAUCAAUGUUAAGAAUUACACAGUUUUAAAUUUACACCCACAUUUUAUGUGGGUAUCAAGCUGUUAUUCAACUUGAUCUCCAUUCCAGGAGUUACACGCAUGGUUAUACUGCUUUUUAAGCAAUAGUUAGACAUAAGUUCUGCUUUAAAAAUUAAAUUGAAUAAACUGAUUUGAACAAAAUACAUGGAUUUUCAUAUUCAAACACUUGCCAGCUCUGUAGAAGCUGAACUCAGCAGAGCACAACUUAGGCAUCUUUUCGUUCUCUUUUACAAGUUUCUGUAUGCAAGAACAACACGUAUAUCUUUAUGUAGGUACACAUGAAGGUCUCUUCAGCCAUUUCAAUAAAUAAUGGCAAGCUGUAUUUAUCAGAAAUCAUGCAAUUUGGAAACAAGUUUCUUGGAAUAACUUCUAUUCUAAAAAAUGCUGUAUCUACACAAAUAAAACCAGGAGGGGAACUUUUAUAGCGACAAGCACUAGAAAAGAUCUCCUUAAGGCAGUUAGAAUGAGCCUCGUCUUACAAGGCAUUGCUGUACCUUCUCUGUGGAGGUGGAUGUUCUUGGUUCAGUUUAUUUAAGGCUGAGUAUUUCAUGUACUUUCCAGUACUAGCUCAUGAAACAGGUUUGUCCCUGCCGUAAAACAUGAUGACAAACAAGACUGCAUGCUGCUGCAUUGACUUAUUUAGGCGUGUGGACCAUAUCCACCCUCUCACGCAAGAAAAGGAAGACGUUGAUUGCAUUGGAGUCUGUAGAUGUAUACAUGUACUGUUUCUGAAGUAUGGUAUGCAAUAGACUAUCACAUGAUUUCUUCCUCCUACAGUUCUUUUUGUAGAGGGAAUUGUUUUUCAGAUCUGUUUAUACAUGAUUUGCAUUGGUACACUUGAUUUUAUUCACUUGAUUCAGGAAAACGUAAAGCAUUUACUUUAAGUGAUGCAAGUUAUUUAUUUAUUGUAAAUAUUUUAGCAGUGUCUUUUAAGAAUUGGCAAAAGUUAUGUGAUCUGGUCGAUGGCAAGAUCAAUUUGCUUCAUCUUGACAAGUUUGACAAACUGGAUUUUGAGUUAUAUAUUCAGUACCAACUUUUGUGGCUCAUUUUUUUUUCCCCAGUUUCUUAAAAGUAUUUCUUUGAUAUUUAACAAGGUAGCUAUGGGCAGAGA